AGGUUGCUUUCCGAAUAUUUUCUCAGGUACAGUAAGAGUAAGUAGUAUUGAUUGUGUCGCUCACCCUCGCUCUACUCCUUGUUGCCUGGUUUCGAUUGCUCAUUUUCAACACUGAUAAAGUUAAAGGGAUACAUAGGAGGAACACUGAUAAAGUUAAAGUGAUUAUAGGAGGCUAGACUCGAUCAUGUAACUUGCUUCCCCCCUACUCAUUUGCAGAGCAAUUCAUCGCAAAUAAUUUAAUCCGGCUUUUCUCUUACAUGCUAGUGCUGUAGUGUAUGUGUAUAACUCCGGCCUCCGCCUUUUCUCUUGCAAACUAGUGCUGUAAGUAGUGUAUCUUCCCAGUACAACACCUAGAAGUGCAAGUUCUUGAAAAUGGAGUUCGAGGUUACGAACUUUGACGAAGAGGCGGAGAUAGACGACCAAGACUACGGGUUUCAGAUCAUCGAACCUUUGCGAGCUUCGCGAAGGUCACGGGGAUCCAGGAAGACAGCACGCAAGACAUCUUCGAGGAAGACGUGCAGCUCUCACUCCAACGAUCAUCUUCAAGCGGAACACGAACAAAAGGGUGAUGCUGGGAAAAGCGUACGUUUCUCGAAUAGUUUCGACUUCAGCUCGUUGAAGAAAACGUCGAGCGUUGCAGGUGGGACGAAGUCGAGUGUUACAUUUUCUAGUACUGGUCGUGCAUCUUCUAGUACUGGUGCCUCUUCAACAUCCAUUCCUGGUGUACGUGGUGCAGCAGGCGCGAAGCGAGUGGCGCGGCAAGAGGGCGAAGCUGGUACAAGAGGGUCCGUUGAGCUGAACAACGAAGUGCUAGAGCUAACCGAAGGAGGAGGCGAUGACGAUGGAGAAGAAGAUGAAGGCGCUUUGGAAGAUGCAGAUGUUUUGGAAGAGGAAGUGAAGAACGAUAGUGCUCUCGACGACGAUGACGACACAAGCGAGGAUACGGAUAUCGAGGAGCAGGAGGAUCCCGAAUAUCAACCCCCAGCAGCCGACGUGGAUCUCGAGGACGUCGAAAUUUCCAAGAGCCGAGAAAAAGAGGAGAUGCUGCGACGCGAGAGCCGAAAAAUGAUCGACUUCACGAGACAAAGGGUUAGCGCCAAAGACUCGCCGCCUCGACCACCACUAGCGCUGUCGAUGCGGCUACGGGAAUCGCGGACGAACGAUUCAGUCGUGACACGGGAGCGAUUGUUGGGCUCUGCGUUCUUCCCUGAGCCAGAAACAAAGAAGGAGGUGGAGCCGGAUACUGAAGCACGCCCUGAAGACCAAAAUAAUAACGAGGACGACGAUGAGGAGGACGCCGCCGCCCGUUUGUCGACUAUGAGUCAGAGCAACAUACAGCCAAUCAUCAAGAGUGAUGACGAGGAAGUAGAGGUACGAAAAUCGACGCAGGUAGCUGCUGGUAGAGACGAGAAAGACCACGUCGCUGUAGAGGAUGUAAAGGCGAAGACUAGUGUCAAGACUGAUGCGAGUCGGGAGACAAGCCAAAGCGUUGAUGAUCCGACAGAGGCAAAGCCGGAUGUACAACAACCUGAGAGCAACGACGAAGCUGUGGUUGCAGCUCCUGGCACGGAUCCUCCGAUACAUUUAAUGGGUAAAAAACUUGCAGAAGAAGAAGAAGAUAUGGAUGAUAUUUUUCAGCGUGCUGUGAAGACUCUUGUGCGCAAGGGUCGGAAGAACCUGCGAUCUGUUGAAACAUCAGAGACCUCCAAAAGUCUUCAACAAGGGUCGUCCCUUAGCCAGCCUGUAGGGUCUCUUAGUCAGGAGCCUGUUCCCGGAUCAUCUCCUUCUCCGGUAAGUACUACGCACUUGAGCAUCAAACCCAUCUAUGGUCUUAGCCAAUCGUCUCCUAGAAGCGGGGUGACAGGAAGUGCCCUCACAGACGGGAGUGGAGUGCAUACUCCAAAAAGUACUAGCCAGAGAAGCCCGACAAGUCAGCGAAGUCCCCGAUCGGGUAUGGCUACUCCCAGAUCUCCUGAGGAAGCUACUAAAAAGCGCUUGUCUGUCGGCAGCACUACGACGGAAGAAGCGUUUUUCGCUGCGUGGGGCACGCUGGGGAAUUGGCGGACACGCACGCAAAUGCGGCGCGAGCAAAGAGGACUUCAAAGAACUGAUAAGUAUUCAGAUAAGCAUAAGUCAGUAGACAACGAGGCGAACAACGAACAAGAACAAGACCAACCCCAAACACAAAGCAUUCUUCCUGAUGUAGUACCAAUGUUGGUGGGACCGGAGGAUAGAUCG
Messenger RNA from Amoebophrya sp. A25, 2238 nucleotides. The record is from the annotation of a GenBank genome assembly. NCBI's taxonomy places the organism in Eukaryota, Dinophyceae, Syndiniales, Amoebophryaceae.